Gilbertella persicaria is the source of this 672-nucleotide messenger RNA. RefSeq lists its product as uncharacterized. The transcript has 3 exons. The coding region runs from base 50 to 628 and encodes 192 amino acids. NCBI's taxonomy places the organism in Eukaryota, Fungi, Mucoromycota, Mucoromycetes, Mucorales, Choanephoraceae. The record is from RefSeq and is a predicted model, not a curated record.
UUCGAAUUUUGCAGAGCAUUUUGUAAUAUUCUCGUUUUUCUACUCUGCAAUGUCUCAUUUCAUAAUAACAUUACCUUUUAUUGUCAUUUAUUUUGUGGCGGUUGCCCAGGUUGGGUGUCGUUGCAUCUGUGACCCAAUUGAUAUUCUGUGCCUGGAGAAUUGCGUGAGGGACGCCCAUGACUGUAUUAUUGACUGUACAAAUAAUGAUUGCUUUACCAAUUGCAUUAACGCGCAUUGGCCUGGAGCUACUUUUGAAGAAGCCAUUGAGAAAGAACAACAGCCGAAUAUAACCAUUAACGCGGAUAGCUCUAUUCAAACAUAUGAACCAACUAUUUCUAGCCAAGACUUUAGUUUAUUCAAUACCACAAUGGACUCAGAAAGCGCAGGUACUGUUUUUGCACCAACACUAUCUGUUUCAAGCACUGUCUUUGAAUCCAUUGUGACAACUCAUACAACAGUUAUUAGAUUAACAACCGUUACUCCGACACUUAACACGAUGUCUUCAAGCUCGUUCUUAGAGACAGGUACUCCUUCAUCUUCUUCAGCAAGCUUCAGGGAUAUGUUUGAUCCUUCUGUUUUGCUUGUUACAGUUUCUUUAUUAAUAUUUACAAUUUACAUCUUAGCUUAAACAGACAUAAAUGUAUUAUGAAUAAACCGUAUAGCUUUUAAAAA